This is a messenger RNA of Mytilus trossulus (common blue mussel), 5455 nucleotides long. RefSeq names its product hypoxia up-regulated protein 1-like. The coding region runs from base 159 to 3197 and encodes 1012 amino acids. The transcript has 26 exons. The record is from RefSeq and is a predicted model, not a curated record. Gene Ontology annotation, biological process: endoplasmic reticulum unfolded protein response. Gene Ontology annotation, molecular function: ATP-dependent protein folding chaperone; ATP binding. Gene Ontology annotation, cellular component: endoplasmic reticulum chaperone complex. Lineage: Eukaryota; Metazoa; Mollusca; Bivalvia; Mytilida; Mytilidae.
CACCGGAAGUUUACGUGUAUCAAUUUUCUGCGCAUUUUCGGCGAUUAAUUUCUCCAAUCGCGUGUCGCCAGGUCGCCGGUCCACAUAAAUUUCUUGUAUUCAAACACAACUCUUUGAAAGAAGCAUUGCAAAAGAUUAAAGAUAAAGGAUUGAAUAAAAUGGCACUUAAGCUAUUGAUAGCUGUGUCGCUGUUGCUAUGUAUUGCAUCAUUUACAGAGGGAUUUAAUGCUGUGAUGUCCAUAGAUUUGGGCAGUGAAUAUAUGAAAAUAGCCAUUGUAAAGCCUGGAGUUCCUAUGGAAAUUGUUUUGAAUGAAGAAUCUGACAGGAAAACCUCAACAAUAGUCGCACUUAGAAAUGGAGAAAGAUUUUAUGGAAAGGAGGCAGAGAAUACUGCUGUCAAGUUUCCCAGAAAAGCUUUCUGGUACUUAACCAAUAUAGUAGGCAGAAAGUUUGAAAGUGCUGAUGUAAAGCUUUACAAAGAAAGGUUUCCUUAUUAUGAUUUAGUCAAAGAUGAAGAACGAGGAACAGUUCUCUUUAAAAUUGAUGAUGAGACUUUCUACAGUCCAGAAGAACUAAUAGCAAUGCUUUUAGAAAAAGGCAGAGAAUAUGCAGAAACUUUUACAGAUCAGUCUAUAAAAGACUGUGUGAUAACAGUGCCUGCCUAUUUUACACAGGCUGAGAGGAAAGGGAUUCUAUCAGCUGCUGAACUCAUUGAUUUGAAUGUCUUACAACUUAUAAGUGACAAUGCUGCAGUGGCAUUAAACUAUGGUGUAUUCAGAAGGAAAGAAUUCAAUGGGACAGUACAAUAUUACAUGUUUUAUGAUAUGGGAGCUACUAGUACUACAGCUACAAUAGUUGGAUAUCAAGUUACAAAAGUGAAAGAGGGAACACGAUUGGAAACAAAUCCACAGCUUAUUAUCAAAGGAGUAGGAUUUGACAGAGGACUUGGAGGCACAGAAAUAACAUUGAGAUUAAGAAAACAUUUGGCCCAGAUAUUUAAUGAACAGAAAAAGACCAAAACAGAUGUAUUUACUAACGAGAGAUCAAUGGGAAAAUUGUUUAAAGAGGCUGAGAAGUUAAAGAAAGUUUUAAGUGCCAACAAUGCACAUUUUGCACAGGUUGAAGGCUUACUGGAAGAAAUAGAUUUCAAAACAAGAGUGACAAGAGACGAUCUAGAAGAAUUGUCCAAAGAUUUAUUUGAUAAAGUCACAAAACCAAUUGAAGAAGCUCUUAAAGUUUCACAAAUAACACUGGGAGAGAUCAAAGAUGUGAUAUUAAUGGGAGGAGGAACCAGAAUUCCUAAAGUACAAGAAAUACUCAAAAAAUAUCUUGGAAGAACAGAACUUGGAAAGAGUAUUAACACAGAUGAAGCAGCUGCUAUGGGAGCUGUUUACCAAGCUGCUUAUCUGGGAAAAGGAUUUAAAGUUAAAACAUUUGGUGUAAAGGAAGCUAGUAUUUACCCUAUAACUGUUGAAUUUGAAAAGCACAGACUUGCAGAAGACGGCAGUGAUAGUAAAAGGGUUGUUAAGAGGACAUUGUUUAACAGAAUGAACCCUUACCCACAGAAAAAGGUCAUGACCUUCAGCAAACAUUUGAAGGACUUUGAUUUCAAUGUCAGUUAUGGUGAUCUUGAUUUCCUAUCAGACUUUGACAAAAGUUCAUUCCAAGAUCUGUCUCUGGCCAAGUUUAAACUAUCAGGAGUAGAAGAUGCCUUCAGCAAACACAAGGAAGCUGGUGAUAGUAAAGGAGUCAAAGCACACUUCAGACUGGACGAAAGUGGAAUACUUCAUUUGGAUCAGGUAGAAGUUGUGUUUGAAAAGGAAGAAGCAAAAGAAGAAUCCACCUGGUCAAAACUAGGAAAUACUCUGGGUGGCCUAUUUGGUGGUAAAAAAGAGGAAGGAGAGACAAUAGAAGAGGCAGGAGAAAAACCAGUUGAGGGUGAAAAUUCUGAAAAAGAGGCUGAAAGUGAGGAAACUAAACCAGAUCAAACUGCAUCGGAACAGGAAAAACAGGAAGAGAAAAAACAAACAGAAAAUGGAGAUAAAGACAAAAAAGAGAAACCUGAGGUACCAGCAGAUGAGGAAGAUAAAAGUAAUAAAAAAUCAGACAAGACAGAAGAGAAAACAGAUGAAACAAAGAAAGAAAAGACAGAGAAAGGAAAAGAAGAAGAAAAAAGUGAAAACAAGACUGAUGAUGCCACUGAUAAACUUAAUGGAACCGAUUCCCUCAAUAAAACUGAAGCCGAUUUAAAGGAUAAAAAGCCAAAUAUAACAGUUGUCAGGGAGAAAAUAGACACACAGACAGAAUCUUUUGAUAUCCCAGAGGUCAACAAAGACUCAUUGAAGGUUAUGAGGAAAAAAUUAGCAGAAUUAACUACCAAAGACAAAGCAAAGAAACUACUAGAGAAGUCAAAGAAUGAUUUGGAGGCAUUUAUAUUUGAUAUGAGUGACAAGUUAACACAAGAAAUGUAUGAGAAAUGUUCCACAGAGGCUGAGAGAGAAAAACUAACUAAACUUCUGUCUGAGGCUUCAGACUGGAUGUACGAUCAGGAGGAGGAUGCGAAGGCUGAGGUUUACCAAGACAAGUUGAAAUCCUUAAAAAAAGAAAUAAAAGAUUUGAAGGCCCGUGUGUAUGAAUUUGAAGAAAGACCAAAGGCUCUGAAGGCUUUGAAAGACAUGUUGAAUCAUACUAAAUAUUUCCUGAAGUCAGUUAAAAACUUUACUGUUGUUGAAGAAGAUAGAAUAUUUACAGAAGUAGAAAUUACAACUUUAGAAAAACUGAUAACAGAUACAAAGAAAUGGAGAGAUGAUAUGAUUGAAGAACAGAAGAAAACACCGGAUUCAGAAAAACCUAAAUUAUUAGUGGAAGAUAUAGCAUUAAAGUUACAGGCAUUAGAUAGAGAGGUCAAAUAUCUAAUUAAUAAAGCUAAAAAUUUCAAACCCAAACCUAAACCAAAACCAGCAAAAUCAAAUACAACAAAAACCGAUGGAAAUACUACAAAAUCUGAUACUAAUAAAACUAAUAAAGCAGAGAAGAAAAAAGAGACAAAAAUAAACGUAGAGGAACCUAUAGAUAAACCAACAGAUACAAAGGAUGAAGAAACAAAAACAGAAUCGAAAGAAGAAAAUAUAGAAAAAUCAGAAAAAGUUAAAGAAGAACCAACAGAAAAAUCCAAACAUGAUCCGGGAGAAUUAUAACACAAGCUGAACCUAGGAUAUUUAAUUGACAUUUAAUUUGGACCACUUGAGCCAGUUUUUCUCUGACCAUAUAUGUUCCAACAGACCAGCAGAAAAUCAUCAAAGUCUUUCAAUACUGCUUCAUGUAAACGUCCAAACAGCCCAAUAUUUUUAUGCUUAUGUUUUUUUUAAUUUUCAUUGUCAUGUUAUGAAUCAAGUUCUGAUUGUUCUUCAGGCAAAUAGCAAAUAGGUCCAGUUUUAACGGAUACAGAUAUAUCCAGUUUUGAAUUGCUUUGUGAUUGGUUAAUAAUAAUGACCUGAUAUGAAGAAUCAGUUGGUAUACUUUCUCAAAGAGCUUUGAAUUGGUUCAGAAUACAUGUACUGCAUUUAGUAAACAUUUGUAGAAAUCCAAUGAGAUGUAUGUUUACAUAAGCAUUAUAAACAUUUCAAGGUUAUUGUAUGAAAUAUGUUUCAGUUUGUCAGUUUUAAAAUUUGUUUGGUUUUAUACACUAUUUGUUACAAUUUCAGUUUUAUGUAUCCACUAGAUGCAUUAUUUUUUCUAUGAAUGGAUAAAUGAAACAUAAACGUUAAAUAUGAUUUCUUCUAUAGGUUCAUUUUUUAUUUUAACAUUUCGGAGGUGUUUAUCAAUGAUUCUGUUGUUAGUUCUCUCUAGUAGACUUCUAUUUAAUUGUUCAGAGUUUGAAAACCAUGGCUUUAACAGAUUAAUUGUUAGAUGCUACAAUUUUCUUGGUUUAAAGUGCUUUUUUGUUAGUUGUAAAUAACCAUAUAUAUACUAAUGUUAUUUUAAGAGAUUUAUUAUUGUAAAAUUUAUAAAUAUUUCAAAGAAUUUAAUAUAUACAUCGUUAAUGGUGCAAAUUGAUGAUUUUGACUCUGUAGUCAAUCAAGAAAAGAACGCAAACUAUGUGAUAUACAGUGAUAUGUGGUGAUCGUAUUUAUGUAGAUUAAUUUUUAACUUUGAAUGACAUUUGGGAGGGCUGGGGGGAAAUAACAUUUGUAAUAUUCAUAUUGAUAAAGAACAACUUGUAUAUAAAUGCAAGCGCUAGCUUAGUUUAAAAUAUCUUCUGUGAAAAUCACUUAUUAGUUACAACGUAUGAUUAAUUUAGCCAUAAGAUUUAUUACUAAGGCACUUGUUUCUAUCAAUGAGAAGGUCAACUAACAAUGUAUACUAGGCUCAUUUUAUACAUUGACAGUCAAAUUCCCCAUUGACAGAAACAAGUACUUGUGAUUUUAUGUGAAAAAGCUCCAAAGUGUAAAUGAUUUUAAUUUAUUGAAUCUCUUAUAAGUAAGAGAUAUGUCUUAGUAUAUCACUCACUGUAUAAAUUUUCAGCAACUACUUAUCAUGAUGAGUAAACAAAUUAUCAUUGUAUAUACAGUUAGUUUAUGAGAUUUUAAGAGUGUAAGUCUUGUGUGUAUGUAGUUUGAAAGAAACAGUCUAUCAUUCCAAUGUAAAAUUAGCAGUGUGGGUCAUGUAUGUUAACAUUUUUUUUUCUGCUUGAUUUUUGGAAAUGAGAGAAUGCAUGAAAAUUCGAGGGAAAUGUUCUGGCAACAUAUUUAUUUAGUUCUAGAACCUGAAAUUAGAAAAAAAGUUUUGAUUUAGACUCUAUUCAAAUGUUAAAUGGGAUAUUGUAUUGUAUUACUCUUUUAUUGUUGGUAGCCAGCGUGAGGAUUGUAUGAGAUUUAACAAAUGAAACCUGACCGUACUCUACCAAUGAUACAUUUACACAAUCAUUCAGUGGUGUAUGUUAGUGUUUAUAUGCUGGAUCAUCAACAUCUCAAUGAAACUCAUAUAGAGGUCUUUAUUUUUCUUAUGAUUGGAAGCAGCAACUAAAGUUUAUGACUAGCUGUGCCACUGAUAGUACUACUCCGGUAGAGCCUAAGAAUAAACUGCCAACAUUAUUAAUUUGUUCUUGUUUCUUUUUAACCCUGGCAUCUCAAAAAUCUUUCUCAAUAGCCAAGAGUUACAAUCAUCUACCUUUCAAUAGGAGAGAAUCGUAACCUUUGGCUAGUGAAGAGUUAAAAAUGUGUGAAAUGAAAAUAUGAUUUCUUUUCCCUGAAGUGUUGACAUUUUUCCUGAUUAUUUCCUAAUCUUUAAAUUAAUGUUUCUUUGUUUGCAAAUGUUAAAUGUUGUGGAUAAAAGCAUUGAUGUGUCCUGUCUAUCACUUUAAGUGACACAGGCUUUCGGUAUUUAUUGUAAGAAUGCUAUUGUUAUGAUGUUAAAUGAUAGAGAGAUAUUUUUGAAUAAAUUAUUAUUUUGUUCA